Molecule: messenger RNA, 1093 nt
Organism: Neltuma alba
Lineage: Eukaryota; Viridiplantae; Streptophyta; Magnoliopsida; Fabales; Fabaceae
Exons: 3
Coding region: 405-902 (165 amino acids)
Source: RefSeq, a predicted model, not a curated record
AAACGGAGGGAGCACAGGACGCAGCGGAGCACAGCGGACGUUGCGGCGCAGGACGGCGGAUGUCGAGACGAAGGUAAGAGCACAAGUCGGCGAAGCGCUGAGGAGGAGGACGGUAGACAAAGGAGCCUGGGGGAUAUAGACGGUUUCAAUUCAUAAAGUGGCCAACAUUUCGUAAUGGGCAUCUAGGCAGAGCCUUAAUAGUAGACGCAGUUCAGCCUCGCAAAUUAUUGCUGUAAACGAGUAAAUUUCUGAGGCGGCUUGUGCAGCAAACAAAGAAGUGACUAGCCCCGCAGGAAGAACAGGCAGAAAUUACCAGGCUUCAAUGGUGUUUCGGGGAAGACAAAGUUCACCCAAAACUACAGAUAGUUGCACUGACGCAUUAGUCAGAAAGGAGUAAGCAUAUUAUGGGUGAGUUUACUAUUCAGAUUAGCAGAGGCCUUGUUGAUCGGCUUGUUCAGGAUGCGGAUAUGUCAAAGAGAACUAAAAGAACUAAAGGGAAGGCAUCAAGAGAGCCUCCUGCAAGUCAAAAGCAAACAGAGGAUGGUUCUGUGAAGCCCAAGAGAGAGGCAUGGCCACUGCAGCCUCCUCCUGUGUUCCUGCCAGCAACUUCGGAGUUAGAGGCCAUAAGAUCUGCGGUUCAGGAAAGUGAGAAAGCUGUGGAGCGAUUGCAGAAGGAGGAGGAGAACGUGUUGGAGAAAGUAACCCAAAAGGCGAAGGAGUUGCGUGAUAAAGAGUAUAAGCUUCCAAAGCCAAAGCCCAGACCAUGCAGUGGUGACAGUGAGGCUUGCUUGGCAUGUUACAAGGAGCAUGUCAAGGAUCCCUUGAAAUGUGCUAGUCUGGUUAUAAAUUUUGCCGACUGCGUGCGCAGGUUUAGACAAGAAGUUGAACUCAGAAAUGUCUGAACACGAAAAUUUUGCACAAAUCCAUGGAAAUAAGCAUUUUUGUUUAAUAUCACCCAAAACUGUUCUUUUGAUGUGCUUGGAACGUACUUGGGUACGCCCAUUCCUAUCCCUGGCCCAACUCUACAAGCGACCGUUAGGUAAAAAUGUUGUUAUAAAUUGUUUAAAGAAGAUUCUUAUUGCUGAUGCAUGUC